AUGACUGCACAGUGCCGAGCGUCGUGUCAAGACGACGAGACAGAAAUAUGUGACUAUAGAGAUUUUGCCUUACCCUGUGGUAAUUCUGAUGACAAAUUAGGAUGCAAGGCGUGCGCUAAUAAUGACGCUCUGGACUAUGCCGGUACCAAUUACGAUAUAUGUCCAUGGUUUUGUCACACUGAAUGUGAAUUGAUUGGAGGCGUGUGCAGGCACGAAUGUGAAAUGGGGGAGCACGUCGGACUAAAACCAGAAACCUGUCCAUUUCCCAAAUACUGCAAUUGUUGCAAAUUGGACCCCAAACCAACACUAUCGCCACGACCAACAGGGAGUGCCAGUGACAAGGGUGACCCACAAAUUCAUACAUUCGACGGCUUUCAUUAUAUGUAUAAUGGCCAUAGUGAUUGUGAGUACGUAUUAUUUGAAGAGUGCGUACCUCGUCCAUCAUUCACUGUUUUGAUCCGACACCAUUAUCUCAAAGAAGCUAUGAAAAUGGUGGUUUCCGAAGUUUCGGUUGUUAAUGGGGACCGUGUUACCUUGAUUGAAGACAGGCUUUACAUAAAUGGCAAAAUCCAUAACAUUCUGACUCCACUGAUACUCGGAAAUCUGACAGUGACACGAGAUAAUGCGGGAUACCUGAGAGCAAAACUGGAUUCAAAAUUUACAUUGACAUGGAACGGCAAAGGACGCGUUGCUCCUGUUUUAAACAAAUCUAUGUUUGGAAAAGUUUGUGGCAUGUUGGGAAAUGCUGACGGGGAUCCGUCUAAUGAUAUGCAGAUACCGAUGCCAGAUGGGACACUGAAAUUAGUUGCUGAGUCUGAUGAAUUUGGAGACAAAUGGAUUGUGCCAGGAAGGUAA
Molecule: messenger RNA, 855 nt
Organism: Saccoglossus kowalevskii
Lineage: Eukaryota; Metazoa; Hemichordata; Enteropneusta; Harrimaniidae
Product: BMP-binding endothelial regulator protein-like
Cellular component (GO): extracellular matrix
Source: RefSeq, a predicted model, not a curated record